AUGGCUAUAGGUGGCAUCGAUAAACAAGAAACGGUCAGAUUGAGGAAACGACAGGCAAGACAAUUUGAACGUUCAAUGAAAGGAGUCAAAAAGUUUUGCUCAACACAAAGUUCUAAUAUUGUUUCAACAGCUUUGGAUGAAGACGAGACGCAUAUCAAUUUUCCCAAAACCAACCUAGCAACAGAAACACUUCUGACAAACCUGUCAUUUACAAUUACACCAACAACAACAUUCGCUAAUCGAAAUUUACUGCAGUUACCAACAUUGGCAAAAGUUUGUGAUAGAUAUCGAUUGUCUACACGAUCUGCUGCUGCUGUUGCUUCUGCCGUUUUAGUUGACGUAAGUCUUGAUUCAAAUGAAGACUCAACUCUAGUAAUAGACAAAAAUAAAGUACACAGAGCUGUAUCAAAGGCCAGAAAAAAUAUAUUUCAAAAUAUUAGCGAACUUUCAUUAAACAGCAUUUAUUUUGAUGGUCGAAAAGACAAAACGUUGGUGAAUAAAAAAAUAGGAGUCCGUUACCAUCGCAAAGUGGUUUUAGAAGAACAUAUUUCAAUUUUAUCAGAACCUAAUUCUAUUUUUUUGGGACACACAUCGCCAUGUCGUGGAACCGCAAAAGAAAUCUUUACUUCAAUCAUAACUUUAUUAAAAAAUCGAAAUUACAAUUUAAAUGACGUAAUUUGCGUUGGAUGUGAUGGAACUGCAACAAAUACCGGGUGGAAAGGUGGUGUAAUUAAAUACCUUGAAGAGUAUUUGGAUAGACCUUUACAAUGGUGUGUUUGUAUGCUUCAUGCUAACGAACUACCUUUUCGUCAUUUAUUCUUGGCUUUAGAUGGCUGCUCUUCAGGUCCUAGAGAAUAUUCAGGGCCUAUUGGAAAACAAUUAGCUACUUGCGAAAAUAAAACUACGUUGCUUUUUCAACCACUGACCGGUAAUUUGCCUGAUUUAACGAAAAAUGUAGUUAAUGAACUGAGUACAGAUCAAAAAUAUCUCAAUGAAAUAUGUCAAGCAGUAUUAACUGGUUGCUGUAGUCCUGAGCUCGCAAACCGUCAACCUGGAAAUCUAUCUCAUUCAAGAUGGCUUACUUGUGCCAACCGUUUACUUAGACUAUAUGUAAGUACUCCUGAUCCAUCAGAAAGUUUGCAAAUACUUGUCGAAUAUGUAGUUAAAGUAUAUGCUCCUAUUUGGUUUUCAAUUAAACAAAAAACAUCUUUUAAAGAUGGAGCUAAGCAUAUUUUUAAUUUAAUUUUAUUCUCUCGAUAUUUACCAACAAAUCUAAGAACAAUUGUAGAUUCUGUAAUUGAGAGAAAUGCUUUUUAUGCACAUCCAGAAAACCUUCUUGUUAGUAUGUUAUUUGACGACAGAGACUAUAUUCGGGAACUAGCAUGUCGAAGAAUAAUAAAAGCUAGAAAUACUGACAAUGGUUUCAAACAGAGAAUAUUUAAAACACCGAAGCUUAACUUCUCUGCUAAAGAUUAUACUGAAAUUAUUUCGUGGCAGGAGUGUCAAGUUACAGUACCACCUGUGCUUCGGGAUGUUACUAAUGACGAACUCAAAAAGAUGGCAAAAGAUGGAAGCCUUAAAAUUGUUGAUUUUCCUUGCCACACACAAUCAGUAGAGAGAUGUGUUAAACUGAUAACAGAAGCAUCACAGAGUGUGACUAAUGUUAAUUCGAAAGAUGGUUUCGUAAGAACCACGUUACAAAGUCGAGCUGAAUUUCCAAUUUUCGGACAUAAAAAUAAAUUGAAAUUUUAA
Messenger RNA from Helobdella robusta, 1752 nucleotides. RefSeq lists its product as hypothetical. The record is from RefSeq and is a predicted model, not a curated record. Lineage: Eukaryota; Metazoa; Annelida; Clitellata; Rhynchobdellida; Glossiphoniidae. The coding region runs from base 1 to 1752 and encodes 583 amino acids. The transcript has a single exon.